AUGCCUCCACCAGCUGGAAUACGGGUGAUGAGCAAAGCAACUAAACACAAAACACCUGACAAACAUCCAUGGCAUGCUUUUACAGUCGAUGGGGAAGAUACAUUUAGGUACCGUUAACUAUUGCAGAGUGUUACUUUUUGACCUCUAUUUAAAAGUUUUGGGCAAAAAAAAUUUUUUUAAUGUGAGAGGGGUGGGGUAAAACUUACUUACUCGACCUCAAAAAAUAUGUACUUCUUUACAGUUUCUCCGGCAUUCACAUCCUCCGUCAUGGCUGGGGGUACGGUGGUAACACGGCAUCUCUUGCUUUAUAUGCGGCUUUCAAGACUGUUCCUUCCAAUAUGAUCUUUUCUAGUUUCCAUUCUCAAUUCAUACGACCGGUCACAAAGUCGACAGUAAAAGUGGUUGUGGAACGAUGUAAAGAUGGUGUAGCUGAAGUUUUGCGGCUGGUAAAGUUGUUUUGUGAUGACAAAUUGGCAUAUACCAUGGAUUGUCGCUUCUGUGUGGGAGGUAUGGUAAGUUUAAGUUUAGGAGGAAUUUUUUGAAAAAAGUAAAAUUUUUCUAAAAAAAUUCUUUGAAUGUUAAACAUGGUCCCUUGCCAACUUAAAAAAAAAUCCACCCCCUUAAUAAAAAAAAUUUAAUUUAGAAUUUCAAAAGCGCGCCAAAAACACCAACCAAAAUGCCACAAGUCUGUGCUCCUGAACAGUGUCAAACCAGCUUCGAAGUUCUCCAAGAUUACAUGAAAUCUGGUGGAGAUAUGACAAAUGUCAGGAAUAUCACCUUCCCCGAUGAUCAGCCUCAUAUUGAUCAUCGUCUACCUGAAGGAGUCAAUGGGAUUAUUGGUUACAGUGAGGAACGUUAUGAACAAACCAUAUGGUCACGGUACAAGUUGAGCAAUUGUAAGGAUAGUAGGAUAUUUUAUUGUCUUUCUAAUAAGUCUGUGCUUUCUAACCUCAUUUGCUUUGAGAGGGGCACAGAAUUAUUUUAACAAUCUAGUAUAAUCAAGUAGAGUAAAGUGGUGCGAGGGAGAGCUGUAAAAAACGCUUUUAGAGGGGAGGAGGAGUGGAAGGUGGCCAAAGUCAACUUAAGAUUGGCAUGGACAAGGUGGAGCUUAGUGAGCAAAACAUUUUUUUUUUAAUUUCCAAAAAAGUAUGUCAUGAUCUUCGAAAAAUACGUCAUAAAACUUAAAAAAUAUGUCAUAAAUUUCAAUUCAGAUGACAGCGAUCGAAACUUUAGUGAAUUGAUAGUGACCAACCUCUCCGACCUUGGUAUGUGUUAUGCUGCAGCCUUAAUGUUUCCCAAUGAAUCCUUCAGUCGUAUCGCUUCUUUAUCAUUGUCAAUUUGGUUUCACUGUACAGAGUAAGUCAGUAUUAAUAAGCAGGAAGUGACAAACAUAUUAGUUUUCAAAUGUUUUAACCUGGUCGUCACUUUUUUUAGUUUUUUGGCCGAAGACUUCCUCCUUCAACGACAUGUUGUGGUGGGCCAUAACCACAAUCGUUCCUUGAUUUCUGGUCAAAUUUGGUCUCGUAACGGUAAACUAAUAGCUACAACGAUGCAAGAAGCCAUCGUAGAACCUGAGAGUAUAACCAAAGCAAAAUAUUAA
This is a messenger RNA of Bursaphelenchus okinawaensis, 1600 nucleotides long. The record is from the annotation of a GenBank genome assembly. Lineage: Eukaryota; Metazoa; Nematoda; Chromadorea; Rhabditida; Aphelenchoididae.